AUGAACGAUGAUGAGGACAACAUGAUCUUUCAGUUUGACCCCAACUCCUGUCCUCGGAAGAAGAACCCGAAUUCCAGGCCCCUAUCAGUUCCAUUUGUGAUCUUUGCUCCUGGCCUGCAAGUACCGGGCGGAAAGUCGUUCUCCGGCCGCAUGGCUAUUACCGAAGACGGAGACGGAUACGGGGACGAGAAUCCGUCCAUCGGCGUGCAUAUCGAAGAGAUGAUCCUCGCUACCUUCUCACAGACCUAUUCCAAUAUGGCCCGCUCACGUUGGCCAGAGAUUAUGCGUUACUUUCCCAGAAUGAGCGCCACGAUCAUCCUCCCGACGCAGAAAGGACGGCUGCUCGUCAUUCUAUUUUCAACACAGUUGAGGGAUAUCUGGGAGGGUGCCAAGGAGCCCGGAAACACUACUUCCCCGUUCACAAAUUUACGCACCAUCCGCAGGGCACGGGAGUUCGAGGUCGACGGGGUGGGAUUAACAAAUGGCUGUGCCCAUAUAUAUGUUAUGCCGAGUGAGAACGUUGCCGACUUAGCUCUCAGCGUGUCAAAAUGGGAAAGCGCCGUAGGAGCACUCGGCAUGGACAGCUAG
Molecule: messenger RNA, 588 nt
Organism: Heterobasidion irregulare TC 32-1
Lineage: Eukaryota; Fungi; Basidiomycota; Agaricomycetes; Russulales; Bondarzewiaceae
Exons: 2
Coding region: 1-588 (195 amino acids)
Source: RefSeq, a predicted model, not a curated record